CUCUUUCUCCAGAACAUUCAACUCACGCAUACAGCUGCAGCAUGCGUGCUCUUACUCUCACUCUCCUAUGUGUUGUCGCCCUUACCGUCAGUCUGUCGCAGUGCGAGGCACGUGGAAGAACUGAUUCCACGCGAUGUCUGUGCGGAGGAAAACCAAGAGCAAGGGUAAAAUUUGGGCUUAUCAAAAAAAUUGACGUGUACCCCCCAAGCAAUUCCUGCCCAGACUUUGAGAUUGUGAUAAUUCCAAAGAAAGGUCAACCUUUUUGUCUGGAUCGCAGUAAAAAACAAGGAACGAGAAUCCUUGAAAAAAUGAAACAGAGGAAGGAGCCAAAGAGGAGGCAAGGGAAAAAUAAGAAACGAGAUUAAGAAACGUCUGCUCUGAAGCCGCCGUCUCUCAAGGUCAUCUCGUCUUAAUGACGCUUUGUUUCAAACGCCGUUUGGCCUUCGUUUAGCAGGCAUUAAAGUCGUCACUCAUGAAACGACUCGGUGUCUUUUUUAUG
This is a messenger RNA of Chanos chanos (milkfish), 499 nucleotides long. RefSeq names its product C-X-C motif chemokine 10-like. The transcript has 4 exons. Gene Ontology annotation, molecular function: chemokine activity. Bases 42 to 365 code for a protein of 107 amino acids. The record is from RefSeq and is a predicted model, not a curated record. NCBI's taxonomy places the organism in Eukaryota, Metazoa, Chordata, Actinopteri, Gonorynchiformes, Chanidae. Gene Ontology annotation, cellular component: extracellular region. Gene Ontology annotation, biological process: immune response.